This is a messenger RNA of Paramecium pentaurelia, 1535 nucleotides long. The record is from the annotation of a GenBank genome assembly. NCBI's taxonomy places the organism in Eukaryota, Ciliophora, Oligohymenophorea, Peniculida, Parameciidae.
AUGAGUAAUAAUAUCAAGAAUUCUCAUAAACUAGAAGAUGUAUAUGAUGAUUAAGGAUAUUUUUGUGGCUGCUUUAAAAAGAUCAGUAAUAUGGAAUAAAAUAGAACUAUAUAAACUUCAAAAGUUCGAAAUUCAAUGAAUAAAUCUGGUUUAGAUGGGAGUAAACAUUAUGCUUCAUCUUAAUUGAACAUAAUAAACUCAACUAAUUCUUAGUCAUAAAGAUAAAAUGUAAGUGUUGCAUCUCCAAUAGUUAGUAGUUUUGCAAUCACAACUUUCGAAAACAAUUAUUCCCAAAAUUAGUUAUUCUUGUUAAGAAAUACUUAAAGUGGAGAAUCAAUUUUUGCAAAGAUCACAUAAAUAGAUUUAAAAACAAAGAAAAUAUAAACUUCAGAUUUGAAAAAAUCAAGACUUUUUGAAUAGAAAAUUGAUAAUGAAAUAAUUCAAAAGAGUUAAUUUCAAGAUUUAACUGCUAAAUAUAUUGCUUGUCGUAUAAAGGAUUAAAUUACAACAUUAGCAGAAUAUGGAUGUGGAAAUGGUGGAAAUACUGUUUAAGUAUAAUUAUAAUUAAUAAAUAAUAGUUUACAAAAUACUUAGACUUUGUAAUUGCUAUUGAUAUUAAUACUGAUGCUUGUUUUUAAACUAAAUAAAAUUGUGAUUAAAGUGCAUUUAAUUUAGAAUUACCAAACCCAAAAGUAGAAAUAAUUAAUGCUGAUAUUUUCAAAUUAAAAAAGAAUCUACCAUUUGAUAGCAUUUUUAUUAAUCCAACUAUGAAUAAUGAACAAUAAAUCUGUAAAGAUAUUAUAAAAGAUUGCAGUCCAAAUCUUAAGGAAUUAUUGAAUCUAAUCUCUGAUUAAAUAGAAAAUUUAAUUAUUUAAUUUCCAGCUCAAAUAGACUAUUCUUAAUUGCCUUUACUAUUAAAUAUAAAUUAACAAUAUCGAAAUACUAAUAAAUAAUAAUCUCAUUGUUCAUUAGAGAUUGAAAAAGUAUAUAUUUAAGGCACUCAUGUGUAUAAUAUUGUAUAUUAUGGGAAAGUAGCCAAUGUUUCAAGAGAGGAGUUGAAAUAAUUACUAACUACUUAAUUGACAAAUUAGGAAACAAAUAAAGAUGGAUUUUAUUAAGUUAUUGCAUAAUUGAAUGAGAAAAUUGGUAAAAUUAUUAGUAAUAAUAAAUUUAGGUAAUUUAUAAUUAACUUAUGAAUUAUUAUAAGCUCAAAGUUAUAAAUAUAAUUUUGAUUAAUUUCUAAUAGCUGUUUGUGAAAAAUAUAAGUUAGAUUAUAAUGAUUAUGCAUUCUUAUUAUACUAGAAACUAUCAAAGUAUUAUAAAGAUUUAAAUAUAGAGAUUAUUCAUAAAAUUCUAAAUUUAGAGAUUCUAACAAUGUAAUUCAUGAAUCAGAGGAAUUUGAAUUUAGUUAAAAGUAUUCUUAUAGUUUAACUGGUUUAUCUUAAAAGGAGGAGGUAUGUAUUUUAGAAAGUUAAGAUUUAUAUAACUUCGAUUUAGUUGGAAUUAGUAAUGAAAAAUUAAAUUUAUGUAAAUGA